AUGGAAAUUCUUGAAUUCAGUGGCAUGGAAGCUUCUAUUCUGCUCAACGAUAAUAACAAUAUUUCGAACUCUAUUGGCACUGGAGGCAACUAUAAUACAUCAGAAAAAGUUGUGCAUAUCUCAGUUUCCCAAGCCGAGAAGCAACUGAAAAAGCUGGAGAGGGAUUAUCAACACACCUAUGAGAAUUACCUAGAAACCCGAUCAAACAGGUAUAGCUCCUACAUUAAAAGAAGACAUUCUAGUUAUCGCAGUGGCCAAGCUGGAAACUGUAUCAUAUACUACAAGAAACUGCGAGAGAAACUGCAGAAUGAUCUUGAAAAACUGAAUCAAGCAGAAGAAACGCAAAGAAGAACAGAAAAGCCUGAUUACUGCAAGCAAUUCUUGAUGCUGCAUGGUUGUAAAAGCUUGGCCCAAGAAAAAAAGAUACUAAACCAGAUAGGAGAAACACAACAGCAGCAGCAACAACAACGACAACAACAACAACACCCGGAAAACAAUGACCUGGGUCAAAGAAGAAUUUAUUUCAGAAAAAGAAACUGGGAGUACAUUCAAAGUACAGUUCCAAAAAGUAGCAGCAGCAAAGGAAUACAUGAUCUCCUGAGGAGCCUUAAAGACAUAGAGAAGCUGAGGAACAAAGCUACUGCCAGUGGUGAACUUGUUGACAACCAAACAAGUCAGGACAGUUUAAAUACUUCUAUAAAAAUUCUGACAAAGGUAAUAAAAAAUCUUGGAAAAGAAACAGGGAGAGAGACAAUGAUUGAUAUUGAUUACGAGGAAAAGAUCAAGCAUCUAGAGGAAAAAUGUGAAUGGAUAUGCGGGAAAUGGGAUGAACAAAAGAAGUAUAUUAUCGAGUUGAAGAAAAUACAUAAAGAUGGGUUGUAA
Molecule: messenger RNA, 882 nt
Organism: Eruca vesicaria subsp. sativa (arugula)
Lineage: Eukaryota; Viridiplantae; Streptophyta; Magnoliopsida; Brassicales; Brassicaceae
Source: the annotation of a GenBank genome assembly